Meloidogyne enterolobii is the source of this 2682-nucleotide messenger RNA. The record is from the annotation of a GenBank genome assembly. NCBI's taxonomy places the organism in Eukaryota, Metazoa, Nematoda, Chromadorea, Rhabditida, Meloidogynidae.
GUUUGUUUUAUGGCUGACUUAGGGAUUGUUGGUUGCGGUUGGAUUGAAUGCCCUUCUGGUAAAUACGAUAUUGUCCCAGAGAACAAACAAACAACUUGUUCACAAUUCGAAGUUUUUAAUUCGAAUUUAGUCAUUAAUUAUUUUAUUAAGUUAAUGAUUUCUGUUGAUUUCUUAUUAGCUCACGAUGCAAGUUCACAUGAAUGGUCAGGUGUUGCACCAUUACGAACAUUGAGUUUGGAUAUUGAAUGUUUGGGACAACAAGGGACUUUCCCAGAUGCUUCCCGAGAUCCAAUUAUUCAAAUUGCAAAUAUGGUUAAGUUGGAAGGGGAGUCAGAGCCUUUUAUUCGUAAUUGUUUUGUAUUGGGAACUUGUGAAUCGAUUGUUGGGUCUGAAGUAAUUGAAUGUCGUAAUGAAGUGGAGCUACUCUCUAAAUGGUCAGAUUUUGUUAGAACUGUUGACCCAGAUGUAAUUACUGGGUAUAAUAUUCAAAAUUUUGAUUUGCCUUAUAUAAUGGAUCGAGCAAAACAUUUGAAGAUUGAUGGACGUGUUUGUUACUUAAGUCGUGUUAAAGGUAAUAUUUGCAAACAAAGGGAUGUCAGUCUUCAAUCAAAACAAAUGGGUAAUCGAGUAAAUAAAAUGUGUUCAAUGGAUGGACGUAUUAUAUUUGAUGUGUUACAAUUGAUAUUACGUGACUAUAAACUUCGUAGUUAUACAUUAAAUAAUGUUAGUUAUUUCUUUCUUGGAGAGCAGAAGGAGGAUGUUGCUUAUAAUUUUAUACCCGAACUUCAGGCAGGAACUGCGAAGGAUAGAAGACGUUUAGCCGUUUAUUGUAUGAAAGAUGCUUAUUUGCCUAUCCGUUUGUUGGAUAAACUUAUGCUUUUUAUUAAUUAUAUGGAAAUGGCUCGUGUUACUGGUGUUCCUUUAAGUUUCCUUAUUUCAAGAGGACAACAAGUUAAAAUUCUUUCCAUGUUAAUUCGAAAGACUCGAGAAAAAAACAUUUUCCUUCCAGUAAUUGAUGUGGGGGAUGGCGGAGAUGAAAUUGGAUAUGAAGGUGCUACUGUUAUUGAACCAGUCUGUGAUUUUUACAACGAGCCUAUCUCUACUUUAGACUUUGCUUCGCUGUAUCCGUCAAUUAUGAUUGCUCACAAUCUUUGUUAUACAACUUUAAUGAAAACUGCUCCACCUGAAAAUGAAAUGGUAGAGGGUGUUGACUAUAUAAAAACUCCUUCUGGGGAUCUUUUUGUUUCAGCAAAGCAUCGUAAAGGAUUAUUACCUCAAGUACUUGAAGAAUUAUUGGCAGCUAGAAAAAAGGCAAAAGAGGCUCUGAAAAAGGAAACUGACCCUUUAAAAAAAAUGGUAUUAGAUGGACGACAAUUAGCAUUAAAAAUAAGUGCUAAUUCUGUUUAUGGAUUUACUGGUGCUUCUAAAGGAAAAUUACCAUGUUCUGAAGUUGCUCAAUCUGUUACAGCAUUUGGACGACAAAUGAUUGAAUUAACAAAGAAAGAAGUUGAAAGUUAUUACAAAACUGGGGCGGUUGAUGGUCUUUGCCCUAUUGAUGCAAAAGUUAUUUAUGGAGAUACAGAUUCUGUAAUGGUUAAAUUUGGUGUUAAAACAAUUGGAGAGGCAAUGACUUUAGGGAAACAUGCUGCACAAGAAAUUAGUAAAAGAUUUCUGAAACCAAUUAAAUUGGAAUUUGAAAAAGUUUAUUUCCCUUAUUUGUUGAUAAAUAAAAAACGUUAUGCUGGAUUAUUCUGGACUAAAGAGGAAAAACAUGAUAAAAUGGAUUGUAAAGGGUUAGAAACUGUUCGGAGAGAUAAUUGCCCUUUAGUUGCUUGUGUAUUAAAUUCUUGUUUAGAAAAAUUGUUAAUUGAACGAGAUAAAGAUGGAGCAAUUAGAUAUGCAAAGGGUGUUAUUUCUGAUUUGUUAAAUGACCGUAUAGAUAUUUCUAUGCUUACAAUAACUAAAGAAUUGACUAAAAAAGGCGAGAAAUAUGCAGCAAAACAAGCACAUGUGGAACUAGCUGAACGAAUGCGUAAACGCGAUCCCGGGUCAGCACCUCGUCUUGGUGAUCGUGUUCCUUAUGUAAUUAUUAAUAAAGGAGCAAAUGUUCCAGCAUAUGAGAAAGCAGAAGAUCCAAUAUGGGUUCUUAAAAAUAACAUUCCAAUUGAUACGACCUAUUAUUUGGAGCAUCAACUUGUAAAGCCUAUGGCACGUAUUUUUGAUCCACUUUUGGAUAAUCGAGCAGAACAAAUUUUUACUAGUGGAGAUCACACAAAGAAAAAAACAAUGGUUAAAUUAAAAAGUGGUUUAAUGGCUGGAUAUUUGGUAAAGAAAGCAACAUGUUUAGGAUGUAAAGCACCAAUGAAUUUUAAAGAAGAACAAGCACCAGCAACGUGUUCAAAUUGUGUUGGAAAGAUGAGAGAAAUUUAUUUAGAGAAAAUUGUUGCUAUUCGUUCUGCCGAACAUCGAUUUAGUAGAUUAUGGACAGAAUGUCAAAAUUGUGCGGGUCUUUUACAAGACGAGGUUUUUUGUGCUAGCCGGGAUUGCCCAAUAUUUUACAUGAGAGAAAAAGUACGAAAUGAUUUGGAGGAUUUAGAGAAAAUGUUUAGACGCUUUCAAAUUCAUUCAAAACAAAUACCUAUUCUUGAACAAAAAGAAGUUGAAAGUGAAAAUAAUGAAUGA